CAACACUGUCUUACAAGAACUCAAGAACCAAGCCCUGUAAAACUGGCAAUAAGAUUUCAGUCAGCAGCGCACUGCAAAAGUUACAUAAGCUGGCUUUCAUAGCGGCAUUUGUCAUACAUAACUAGUCAAUGUUGUGUUCUCAUUGUUCAGUAAUUACAGAACUCGAGAACCUUAAGAAGAUAUCGGCAAAGAUUACGUACCAGUUUGCGAGAAUAUUAUUAGACAUUAUUUAUUUGAAACAGAAUGCCUAAAUGUGCAGUCUGAAGUGACAUCAAGAAUGGAUUCAAGUACCACUUUGCUAAAUGCAUCUUACGCCUCUGACGCCGCAACAUUCAACAGCGGACAAGCUGGAUAUGUCUUCUCGCGCACAACGGCCACAAGCGGAGAAUUGUUUGCUCCACCGAACAUCACUUCGCUGGCUCACUUACCGUGGGUUUUUCAUUACCUGGGCCCGAUCAUUGUAGCAAGCUUGGUGCUGGCUGUAUUGAUUAUCGAUUUUCUCAUCCAUCAUUGUUGUGAUAUAUGGAAAGAACUAGUUACUUUUGUGAAGGAGUGGCCAUUCUUAUUCAUUCGUGGGACAUGUGUCUUCUUUUUAAACGCGUGUUCACUGCGUUUGAACUUCUUUAUUCCUUACUGGAGUGAUGACAGAAAGCUGAAUGGCGGAUGGUACAGCAAGCUCGACUCCGAAUAUUGGCGAAUGACUUUCUGGGAUCUGCUUAUAAAUGCUUCCUUACUGUUUCUGCUGUUUUUAAAACCCUUACAGAUGGAAACAAAUGCAGGCGGUGCAUCACCUCGUGAGAUGUUUCAUCGGAUGUGUGAAAGCUACAUCAGAUUUUUUAAAAUAAAGGACUUCAAGAUGCUGUCCAGGAAGAAAAAAUGGUCCUCCAUUAAAGCUAGAGCGUCCAGAUUGCUGCGCGACUGGGAAGUUAUUGUCAACGCAGCGAAUUUUCUCCUGAUUACAUAUGAGAUUGAUUACGUGUUUGGCCUGAAUAGCAUUACGAAUUUAACGCACUGGAGAUUUACCUUGCCCAGCCUACAGUUCCUACGCUUACUCUGCAUCGUGUGGGCGGGCGACGAGUUACUGGGCGUAUUUCGCAACAUUCCGAUUUCGAUUGCUGUAAUUUUUCGACGAACGACACGGAUCGUCUGCUGCUUUUUCUGUUUUGCUGCUUGGAUACAGCUGAUGGAAAUACUGGGAGACCCAUACACGGAAUACAAUGGUCAAAAGGAUUUAACAUAUGGCAAAGUUGUGGCAUUUCUCUAUGGAAAACUGGUGUACCUGGACGUGAUAUCGAUUCAGUUGCACACAACCUUAGCUAGAAUAUCCGUUUAUGUUGUGCAAGCCAUUAACUUGCUAUUCAUUGCGCAACUUAUACCGGACAUGUUGAAGCAGCUACCAAACAUUUUACGGCUUCGCUCGUUUGGCAAAGUUUACAGGAAAGGGGAUAAAGCGUUUGUGCUGCUACUCGGAUCAGUGGGACCGAAUGCUGUUGAGCAAUUUGCCGAAGACUUCUACAUUAGCAAUCGAGAAGAAAAUAUCUUGGUACUCCUAGAAUCAGCUGCCUCAUCAUGUGCCACAGAAGAGAUGCACAGUGUUGCCCGGAAGCACAAGCGAAAUUUGACCGUUGUCACUGGGUCGGUAUUUAACCAGGCUGACAUUGACAAAAACAUCUCCGACAUGUGUCGCUGUGCUUUUGUCCUUGCUAACGAAAGUGCGCCAAACCCAGAAGAAGAAGACCACCGUAAUUACCUUAGUGUGCAUGUGCUGAAGCAACAUCGCUCCAGACUUCGUGUCAUUGUUAAAGUCCUUAUGCUCCAUAACAAGGAUCUGUUUUAUGAUAUUCCCAACUGGAGUGAUGAACGUAACCUCUGCUCUGGGAGACCGCCUGACAGGGUCGUUUGCGUUCCUGAGAUUCAUUUUGCACUGCUGGCACAAAGACAUUUUGUACCUGCAUUAUCCAGUAUUAUUCAUGACUGGCUUAAUCCAUCUGGGGAUGAAACAAUCCGGUCGUAUGUCAUACCACAGGAUUAUGGAGAACCAGCAACUCGAAUUUCAAUACGUGAUAUAUCUACCGAACAAACGUUAGCAGGAGUAAGAAGUUUUUCUCCAGAUACCGCCAACGCCCCUACGCUGGACGAUGGUAACGCCAAACCAUUACGCAACCUCACGCCAAACAAACUUUCAUCAAACGCAAGCGUCGAAACGAAUUCCGGUGAAAGCAGUUCACCAGCCUUCAAAACUCAGGAUAAAAUUGCCACUGAUAUCGUUGACCGCAACCAUGAUAAUCCUUCAGAAGAUCCUUCAGAAACCGAACGUCUCCUAAAAAAAAGCGAAGCGGACGGUAACAAACUUCCAGCUGAAAGCCGCGAAGAUUUCACUCCCUCCCAGUCGGGAGAAAAAAGCACAGACCCUUGCGAUACGACCAAUGGUACCAAGAGUACUUCAACAGUUGAAGAGAAUUCAAAAGUUUCUCGGCUUUCACCGGUUUCCGACUCGGGUGGAAAUAACAGCAGGCUUCAAACCGAACCUCAAAUCCCGCCCGCCGCUACUGCCAUUUUAACAGAGCACCAAGCUAACGUCCAAAAAAAUCACUCCGGCGUAGAAUUCAAAGAUGUAAAGAAAGCCUAUGAAAAGCUAAAGGAUGGGAGUCCGUUUGCGGUGCUGCAGGAAGGAGAGUACCAUUUGUUCCCACGAGACAAUCUGAUUCUCGGACCUGGAACGCUGUUGUUCUAUGUAAAGCAUAGCCGUGAUACGGGAACAAACAACCGAGCUGAUGUUGCAUACAAUGAAGCAGCUAAAACUGCAGCUUACCGAUAUUUUGAACAGCCCCGCCAGCAAAAACAAGACUGAAAUACAAAUACGGGAUGUCAGCAAGGUCGAUGUGUACGAUAAAACGGGACAAUAUCAACUCAACCCUGAAGAUCAGCUCUAUUACAUCGAUCCAGACAAAUCCGACCAGGAAGACAGAGGAUUGAGCUUGUGUCGCGACCAUAUCGUU
Molecule: messenger RNA, 2999 nt
Organism: Paramacrobiotus metropolitanus
Lineage: Eukaryota; Metazoa; Tardigrada; Eutardigrada; Parachela; Macrobiotidae
Exons: 13
Coding region: 278-2851 (857 amino acids)
Source: RefSeq, a predicted model, not a curated record